Molecule: messenger RNA, 2252 nt
Organism: Chelonus insularis
Lineage: Eukaryota; Metazoa; Arthropoda; Insecta; Hymenoptera; Braconidae
Product: BTB/POZ domain-containing protein 1-like
Exons: 6
Coding region: 572-2194 (540 amino acids)
Biological process (GO): neurogenesis
Cellular component (GO): P-body; cytosol
Molecular function (GO): protein binding
Source: RefSeq, a predicted model, not a curated record
UCGGUACAAAAGUUCAUAUUGAGCAUACUAUCUUUAAUAUUUAUACUUUUAAUUCGAAACUACCAACUUAACAACAAAAAAUUCCUGACCCGGUUUUUGGCAGAAUGUCGCUGACCCGGUAUAGGCGAAGAAUACGAGGAUACCUUAGUAUUCUUUGGUAUAGGUGUGGCUUUUAAAGUAUGGAACAGGCAUUUCUGCGUUGAGUGUCCAUACACAGAUGUCUGCGUUUCCUGUGACCGAAGUUUUACACCUUCCGCAGCGUUGUUUUAUUGUAUUAAAUGGAAAAAGUUUAUAAAAUAAUAAAUUUUCUACUUUUAUUAUCUCAAAAUUAGUGAGAAUUUUUUUGCAUAGUUCACGGUUUAAAAUUCUUAAAAGUUUUCACUUAUCAGUAAAUUCAGCAGAAAAAUAUAGAGGAUAAUUCUGACACCACAAAAAUAAUAAUUUAAACAUUUCCUGAGUUGAUUAUUUGAUAAUGAACAAUUAAGAAUAAAUUUAUCAAUGAUUUACGGUAGAGUUUAACGUGAUGUGAACAAAUGAGAAUCUGAAAACAAUAUCUUAUUGAUGUAUUAAAAUGUAUAUGUCUGAUGAUGUUACAAGCCUUAAUAGAAGAUUACAAGAUAUAAAUAUUGAAAGUAAUGAAAAUUUAAGUGAAGAAAAUAAUGCAUCUUCCCCUCAAAAUAUGCAAAAUGUUGGGAACGUAUCAUUUUCAUGCACUCGACGUGCUCUUAAUUUCGAUUUUAGUGAUGAUCAAGCUUCUUCUUCAGCAAGUUCCAGCAAUAUUCUAGUCUCUAAUAGUGAUUUACUCCCAAGUAAUUCGGCCAGUAAUUCGCAUCCUGAACCUUGUCUGUAUGAUAGAUCAGUAUCUGAAAAUAAUCACAAUCCACCUCCUCAACUGUAUAACUGGCAAGGAAGUAAAACAACGAUGAAAGAAAGGUUUGCUUUUCUAUUCAACAAUGAAAUUCUAUCAGAUGUAAGAUUUGUAGUUGGACGAGGAGCACAACAACAAAGAAUACCAGCACACAAACUAGUUCUAUCAUCUGGAAGUGCUGUCUUCGAUGCAAUGUUUAAUGGAACUUUAGCAACAGCUUCAGCUGAAAUAGAAGUUCCCGAUGUUGAACCAACAGCGUUUCUAGCUGUUCUUUUAUUUCUUUACACUGAUGAAAUCCAAAUUGAUCCUGAAACUGUAAUGACUACUUUGUAUACUGCGAAAAAAUACGCUGUUUCUCCAUUAGAAAAACACUGUGUAGAUUUUUUAAGAAGCAAUUUAACAAGUGAUAAUGCAUUUUUGUUGUUAACUCAAGCUAGGCUUUUCGACGAACCUCAACUUGCUGCUGUUUGUCUUGAUACUAUUGAUAAAUUUACAACUGAUGCUUUCAAUGCAGAUGGUUUUACAGACAUCGACAUUGACACUUUGAUGGUGGUGCUAGAAAGGGAUACUUUGAGAGUUAGAGAGUCAAAACUAUUCCAUGCAGUAGUCAGAUGGUCUGAUGCAGAGUGUGUGAGACAACAAUUGCCUGUAACUCCAGAAAAUCAACGAUCCGUUCUAGGACGUGCUCUUUCUCUUGUUCGAUUCCCGUUAAUGUCCGUCGAAGAAUUUGCCGUAGGUCCGGCUCAGUCUGGUCUUCUUACUGACAGAGAAGUUGUAUCGUUGUUUCUUUAUUUUACUGUAAAUCCAAAACCUGCGAUUGGAUUUGAAGCGAUGCCUCGAUGUAGGUCAAUGGGAAAAGAAUUGACAGUGUGUCGAUUUCAACAAACGAGCCAAAGAUGGGGAUAUAAUGGCACUAGUGAUCGAAUAAGGUUCAGUGUUGAUCGAAGAAUAUUUUUAGUCGGUUAUGGAGUUUACGGAAGUGUUCAUGGACCGGCUGAAUAUGAAGUACUGAUAGAACUAAGUCACACAGCGUCUGGGAAAUUAAUAGCAACAAAUACAACGAGUUUUAGUUGUGACGGAUCAAAUUAUACUUAUAGAUUGAUGUUUAAAGAACCAAUCGAAUUGAUAGCAAGCACUAUUUAUACGGCAUCGGCAACAUUUAAAGGUCCUGAUUCUUAUUACGGAACAAAGGGUAUGAGACGAGUAACAGUAGAAGGUGAUUCUGGAAAAGGAGAAGUGAAAUUUCAGUUCAGUUUUGCUGCGGGUGAUAAUAACGGAACUACAAUCGAAGAUGGACAAAUUCCUGAACUCAUUUUUUACAUUUAAAAUAUUAAAUGAUGAAUCAUGAUUUAUUGAUUGGAUAUAAAAUUGAUUUCUAAUUUAA